AUGCCUUUCGGUAUCAAUAAUCCUCUGCCCGCGUCGAUGCGAAGUGAGUGCAAAAAAGCUGGCAAGAUCUUAGCAUCCUUCGUCGACCCCAGACAGAGCUUUGGUCCAGACAAGAUCAUUCCUCCUCAUAUUUUAGCAAAUGCCAAGGGCUUGGCUGUCCUUACUGUAUUCAAGGCUGGCUUUGUUGGCUCGGGUCGACUUGGUUCCGGCAUUGUUGUCGCUCGACUCGCCGAUGGCUCGUGGUCAGCUCCCUCUGCAAUUGCGACUGCCGGCGGUGGGUUUGGUGGUCAAAUAGGUUUCGAGUUGACGGAUUUCGUCUUUAUCCUCAACGAUGCUGCCGCCGUCCGCACCUUCUCCCAAGCCGCUUCGGUCACCCUGGGCGGCAAUGUCAGCAUAGCUGCAGGGCCUGUUGGAAGAAAUGCCGAAGCCGCUGGUGCUGCUAGUCUGAAGAGCGUGGCUGGGAUUUUUGCAUACAGUAAAACAAAGGGCCUAUUCGCUGGUGUCAGUUUGGAAGGUAGCGUCUUGAUUGAGCGGAGGGAUGCCAACGAGAAGCUCUACAGUGGCCGAAUUACUGCACGACAGCUAUUGGAAGGCGGUGUGCGACCCCCACCCGCUGCUGAUCCGUUGAUGAGGGUCCUCAACACUCGAGUCUUCUCGGGAGCUGCCUUCAAUGAUGGAAUGUACAAUGAUGUACCCAUAUAUGACGACCAGCAUGAUAAUGUGGUUUGGGAAGGAAGAACAGGCGAUGCCUUCGGUGCCAAUACCCGCAACAGCCGAUCGAACACCUUCAAUUCACAAAACGAUAACUACGAGUACCGAGACAACCCGCGCCGAGCCAAUACCUGGGCUGAUGAUGUUUACGACCGUUCACCGACGGGGGGACGCGCCAACCCCACUGAAACGUUUGAGAGCAUGAACAGCCGAAGUCGAGCAAGCACACUACAAAAUGACUAUACGGGCUAUUCCGACAACAGACCAAACCGACCAACAGCACCAAAGCCAGUUUUCAAGCAAAAGACAGGAACUGCUGGACUCCGUUCCGAUCAAGCGGUAGCACUGUUUACAUUCGAUGCCGAUCAAGAUGGUGACCUUGGGUUCAAGAAAGGCGACGUCAUCACCAUCACAAAACGCACCGACAACAAGACUGAUUGGUGGACCGGUCGAACAGAAGACGGUCGGACCGGUGUCUUUCCUUCAAAUUAUGUGGAGACGGCUUCAUGA
Messenger RNA from Exophiala aquamarina CBS 119918, 1221 nucleotides. RefSeq lists its product as uncharacterized. NCBI's taxonomy places the organism in Eukaryota, Fungi, Ascomycota, Eurotiomycetes, Chaetothyriales, Herpotrichiellaceae. The coding region runs from base 1 to 1221 and encodes 406 amino acids. Gene Ontology annotation, molecular function: phosphatidylinositol binding; actin filament binding. The transcript is spliced from 3 exons. The record is from RefSeq and is a predicted model, not a curated record. Gene Ontology annotation, cellular component: actin cortical patch. Gene Ontology annotation, biological process: actin filament bundle assembly; actin cortical patch localization.